CAGAAAUUCACCAGUCUGAUUUCCCCAAAUGUACUAUGUACUACAUUUCGCGAUGUGGCUGCUUACAUAACGGUGUGGAUGGGGGGUUGGAGGUCAUGAAGGUAAUCAGUACCUGUGGGUUUGAAUUCGGGAGUCGUUACCGCAGAAGGAGCUCUCUCUUCCUAUCAAUAAUUAAUCCAUUUGUGAAGCAGCGGGAAAGGGGGAGAGAGCGCGCGGAUCCCGAGAUCCUCGUUUUGAAGAGCAAUCACCGGCGAAUCAUGUCACAAACUGACAGCUCUCCGAGCAGGGCUGACGAGGAGGACAAAGGAGGAUGAAGGAGGGAAAAGGAACGGGAGAGGCAGAGGAGGAAUAUAAUGAAGUUGAGCGGGAAAGGACUGUGUGCCAUUGUUUCCAGCAGCCUGCUCUUCGUCUGUGCCGUAAGCACCGUCGCUGUCGGAUUCAAAUGCAUCUCACUGGGCACCGAAGUGAAAGUGCAUUUUCACCUGGGGACGGCGGCCGGGGCUUUUUAUUCGGGGAUACUGAUCGGACUCGGGCAGGUCCUGCUCGGGCUCUCCCUGCUUUGCUGCGAGGGAAAGCCCGGGAGGCGGAAUUUCUUCCUGCUGGGAAUUUUGGUGUUCAUGCUGGGAGUUCUCACCGCUUUCUCGGGUGCAGUGGUGGAUGGCGACACGGUGUCGUUAGUGGAGCGGAAGUAUUCCCACUACUGCCUGGACUCUGUGGAAUUAGACCCGAUCUGCGAGCGUUUGAAGAAUUACCAGCGGAGUCUGGUCAUCUCCACGAUCCUAAACACCUUGGAAUGUCUGCUUGGGCUUAUAAACUUGGUGAUCAUCAAGAGAUAUAAAACAGCGCAGUUCUACAGAAGGAGACUUUCUCAGAGGCAAAGCGUGGGAGCUAUCCUUUUCAACGAGGAGCAAGACUUUACCGCUUCGGAAUUCCAGCCGGUUUCUUACAUUAACUUGGGGGUAUUUCAUGUGUUUGACGAGGCAGGCGGGGAAGUACAAUCUGGAGGCCACCCCUCGAUCGAACUCCCGGGCUAUUCGCCCACGGAUCCCGAACUAAACCAUUCCUACCCCUUUUCGUACCCUCUUCCAAACGAGCUGCCGCCCGCGUAUGAGGACAUUUUCCCCGGGGAAGCAAGCAACAAAUAGGUUCUCCGCCACAAAAAAGUUGUGACCCGGGUUCUGAAAUCUGCAGUGACAAUCACGGGCUCUGCUCUGAUACUCAUGUUUAGCGUUCAAUCAUGUUGGGACUAACGUUUUAUAGUUCUCACCCAUCUCCCAAGAACGGCCGUUUUCUCACAGCCCAAAGAAACAGAAGGUACACACAUUUGUUUAUCUUUGAGGGUAUAGCUUCAGUUUUCUGCUCUCGACAACAUGCUUAACGAACAGUAUGUGACCACUGAACGCAUCGUAUGUCGAUGAACGAAAAAACUAGAGUAAAUAUGGAAGACUGGAUUAUGUUGCGUUAAAAGUGGUGACGUUAUUCACGCCACAUGCCCAUGUACAUUUGUUGUUAUCGUGUAAUUGAUUCUUUGCAUAUUCCCUACGUAGAACACAUUGAUAAAAGUGUAUUACUCCGACACUGAUAAAAAAUAGAACUUUAACUGUACAUUAAAUGAGGAGAGAAUAGUCAUUAUUCUCUAUAAUUACUCAAAUUGACAUUAAGGGAAACGGCUAACCUUUAUGGUUAAAUUGGGAAUGCAUAAUAUUCACGGUUAUGCUAAUAAAGUGUAUAAAAUAAUAACAAAUUCCAAAGACAUAUGAGGUAUCCUCAUGAUUUAAAUAGCCAGCUUAAAGUUGCUAGGCUGCAGGUACUUGUAAUUAUAUAUCCCUUAUUCAACAUUACGCAAAGCACAAAAUAACACAAAAAACUAGAAAUGAAAAAAAAAAAAAACCCUCCAUUUAUUGGAACAUAUACACAU
Messenger RNA from Megalops cyprinoides (Indo-Pacific tarpon), 1918 nucleotides. RefSeq names its product transmembrane protein 271-like. Bases 354 to 1145 code for a protein of 263 amino acids. Lineage: Eukaryota; Metazoa; Chordata; Actinopteri; Elopiformes; Megalopidae. The transcript has a single exon. The record is from RefSeq and is a predicted model, not a curated record.